Molecule: messenger RNA, 477 nt
Organism: Prorocentrum cordatum
Lineage: Eukaryota; Dinophyceae; Prorocentrales; Prorocentraceae
Source: the annotation of a GenBank genome assembly
GAGGCGCCCCCGCCGGCGCUGCCGGUGGCGUCGAAGCGGCAGCCGCAGGGCGGCGCCGAGGCCUGCGACGCGGCCGCGGAGCAGGCGCCCGCCGCCAGGCCCGUGGGGAUGCCCGGCGUGCAGAGCCGCCAGCCCGCGCCGAUGCUGGCCGUAGGCCGAGGCGCCCCGUGGGUCACCAGCACGAUCACCACCCCCACCAACGAGAGACGCAGGCCCCAGCCGAAGCCGCUGGCGAGCACAAUGCCGGACAGCGGCGUGUUCUGCAGCUACGCCACGGGCUCCACCGCCAACAGCGUCCAGAGUAUGCCGCGGUGGGGGACGUCUGGCCACAGGUUGCAGGACGGCUGCUCCCCACCAGCUGUCAGCCCUGGCAGCAACGCCAGAGCGUUCACCGAGGGCAGCAUCAGGAAGGGCUCCGAGGGCAGCUACAUGAGAGCGACGACCAGGAACAGCACCCUGGAGAGCAGCGUGGGCGAG